Drosophila novamexicana is the source of this 1091-nucleotide messenger RNA. RefSeq names its product homeobox protein TGIF1-like. Gene Ontology annotation, molecular function: DNA-binding transcription factor activity, RNA polymerase II-specific; RNA polymerase II cis-regulatory region sequence-specific DNA binding. Gene Ontology annotation, biological process: regulation of transcription by RNA polymerase II. Lineage: Eukaryota; Metazoa; Arthropoda; Insecta; Diptera; Drosophilidae. Bases 109 to 747 code for a protein of 212 amino acids. The record is from RefSeq and is a predicted model, not a curated record. The transcript has 3 exons.
GUAAACGCAAAGAUUUUCUCUGUUUCGUUUUCAAUUCGCUUGUUACUUGUUUCCGGGAAUCCAGAAAGUAUUCCUUGCAUUACCCACCAUCUAUUUACUUCGGACAUAAUGUCGACCAACGAACUAGUCUUGACCGCCGAUGUGCGGCAGAGAAUUCUUGAGUAUGCAAAGCGAAUGGAAAGAGCCGGUAGCGACCGUUUUGACAAAGAGCCAAGUGCUGACAAUGGUCAAGUCCUUUUGCAACAAGAGUUGCAUACUGAGCUGGACGACAGUCAAAUAGCACAUCCGACCGCCCAAAUGCCAAAUCAGACCGCUCAUCUGUUGCCUGGACAAGCCAGGGCCUGCACCGACAAUAGAGAAAUACAAAACCACAUGGAUAUUAUGCUGGAGGAGGAGCAUCCCACACGCCGCGGCAAUCUGCCGCCGCACGCGGUGAAGAUCCUCAAGAGCUGGCUAUACGAGCAUCGUUAUAACGCGUAUCCCAGUGAAGUGGAGAAGCGGAUUCUUGCCCACAAGGGAAACAUCUUAGUGCAGCAAGUAAACAACUGGUUCAUCAAUGCGCGCCGCCGCAUUCUGCCCGGCAUGAUACGUCGGGAUGGCAACAACCCAUCACAUUUUACCAUCUCGCGGCGUUCCAAGAAGUCCAUUCCCAACUAUAUGCAGUCCAUGAAUGUAAAUAUAAAUAAUGCCAUGGAUCUUGGUACAGGCUCUCCAGACUCUGAUCUGGAUAUUGACAAUAGUCCUUAGGUCAAUGAAUAAUCGCCAGACAGCUAAGGGAGAACAUUGUGAACCUUGCAAGAACUAAAGAAAAUGAAAGAUAUUUGGUACAUAAAGAGACUUAAAAAGUUCACACAACAGUCGGUAUUCUCCAUAGUUAAAUUUUAAAAUAAUAUUUACUAAUAACAAAAGCUCACGUUUGUCAUUAAGGAAUAUAAGCUUGAAGCGUAUUCAAAUUGUUUAUGAACUGUUCAGCAAAAAGCUUAUCUACUCUGUAAAAAUAAAUCAAUGUGAAUGUCUUGGGAGCAAUAAGGAGAAAUAGAAAACACGUAAACAAAGGAAACAUAAUCGAACUAUGGAAAUAUGCGAGUAUC